Molecule: messenger RNA, 567 nt
Organism: Fulmarus glacialis (Northern fulmar)
Lineage: Eukaryota; Metazoa; Chordata; Aves; Procellariiformes; Procellariidae
Product: coiled-coil domain-containing protein 70-like
Exons: 1
Coding region: 1-567 (188 amino acids)
Source: RefSeq, a predicted model, not a curated record
AUGACACAAUUUAACCAAACACUCUGUAAGGAGAUUCGAGCCCUUCGAGAAGAGAAUCAAAACCUUCAGCAAAAGAAUAGAGCUUUUUGUAUGGAGAACAAAGCCUAUUAUCAGGAGAAUCAAAGUAUCCAAAGACAGAACAAAGUCCUUUGGGAAGAGAAUAAAAUCCUUCAAGAGAGGCAUAGGGACUCUUCAGAGGAAACAAAGCACUUGGAGAAACAGCAAAAGGCCCUCCAACAACAAAAUAAAGCCCUCAGAGAAGAGAUUAAGGCUCUCGAAGGACAAGAAAGAGCAUUUGCAAUGGAGGAAAAAGCUCUUCAGCAAAAGAUUUUAGCUUUAUGGGAGGAAAACAAGGCCUUCAAGGAGCAGCUUAAGGCUCUUCAAAAGGACAACAAAGCCAUUCAGGAAGAGGAGAAAGCACCUUGUGAGGAAAAAAAUGCCCUCAGUGAGGAGAAACUUGCUCUCCAAGAGGAGAACAGGGCCCUUCAAGACGAGAAAAAUGAAUGCCCUACAAAGUCAGGAGAAAGCUCUCCAAGAAGAACACAAAGUCCUCCAAGAAUGGAAUAA